CACCAAGAUAAGUACAGUGCCAACUUAGUGAAUGGGAGACUUUUGAGAGCUUGGACAGCAAGAGGGACAGAUUUUGAUCAAAGCACCUCACUAUAAAUAAGAAAUGGGAAGGAAAAGAAAGGCACUCUUCGAAACAUAUGUAUCUUAGUAAUACAUAGAUAUAGUGAUAUAUACACAUCAUUGCUCUCUUGGAGCACUUUAAUGUACUAAUUUCAUUAUCAUAAACAUAGGGGUAAAUUAGUGUCUGUUUUUUCUUAUCUCUCUUGAGGACUCUUUAUUCUUUUCUCCUUUCCUCUUCCCUUUGCUAAUACUUGCAUAUGUUCUUUUUUCCUUCCACUAAAUCCUUCUUUGGGAAUUUUUUUUAGGUCAUAUGUUCUUUAAUUCUCAGUUCUUCCUUUACUUGAUUCCAUAAACCAUUUUCUGCAUCUAAUUCUCCUCAUCUUUACCUCAUCAUCAGCACCGGCCCUUUACUUUUAUUUUUCCAUCCAAUUCAUCUAAUGUGCGCCAAAUGAGUGACGAAAAUCUCAAAGAAUUGAAGAAAAACCAAAAGGGAUAAUCAUAGCCUGAAAGUAGCUAGCUUUCUUUGAGGAGUUGUUUGUUUCUUUCCUUUGUAGCUGAAUUUGAUAAAAAAAAAAAAAUCUGCAAAGCUGGCUAACCACCGGUGGUGGGGAGGACAGGUGGGCUUGCCCGCCGGCGGUGUGAACGUCGAUAUCCAGCCGGCACUAUCUUCACCUAUGUCAACUACAAACAACAAUAAACGGUUUCGUCCUGAUUUAGCACUGAAUGAAAACAGCGGAGGAAGUAGUAAAGGCGAUGAAGAUGAAGAAAGGGAUAAUAACAGCGAGCCAAGAGAAGGAGCCGUCGAAAUCGGAACCAGAAGACCUAGAGGCCGGCCUCCGGGAUCCAAGAACAAACCAAAACCCCCAAUCUUUGUAACUAGGGAUAGUCCUAAUGCGCUGCGUAGUCACGUGAUGGAAGUCGCCAGCGGCCGAGACGUGGCAGAAAGUAUAGCCCAGUUCGCCCGGAAGCGCCAGCGCGGAGUCUGCGUGCUGAGCGGGAGUGGCUCGGUAGCUAAUGUGACACUCAGGCAGCCCGCAGCGCCGGGAGCGGUCGUGGCGCUUCACGGUCGCUUCGAGAUUUUAUCGUUAUCGGGGGCGUUCCUGCCAGGUCCAGCUCCGCCAGGGUCCACCGGACUAACGGUGUACUUAGCUGGCGGACAGGGUCAAGUGGUAGGGGGAAGUGUGGUAGGUUCGCUUGUGGCAGCAGGACCUGUUUUGGUCAUUGCUGCCACUUUUGCUAAUGCAACUUAUGAGAGAUUGCCAAUUGAGGAUGAUGAGGAAGCCGGUGGCAGCGUUACGGCAGCUCAGCCACAUCUUGCCGGAAAUUCACCUCCCGGAGUCGGGACAAGUAACGGAAGUGGACAACAGAAUCAGACCGGAAUGGCUGAGCAUCCAUCAUCCAUGCCAAACUACAAUUUGACACCAAAUUUGUUGUCAAAUGGAGGGCCAAUAGGUCAAGAUUCAUAUGGUUGGGCACAAUCCAGGGCGCAAUAUUGAGUUCUAAGAGAGCUAUAGAGAAGGUAAUUGACUUUGGAAAUGGUUUUGGUUUUGAAUCCUAUGCUUAAUGUAUGUUGUUUUUUGUAUGUUCACUAGAAUUUGGGAUGACUUUUUAUGUAUAGAGUGAAGUGAAAUGAUCAGGACUAGCUUACAAUUUCUAUGUAAAUUAUAAUAAGCCUUUUCCUUUUCUUUCAUUUAAGUUUCCAAAUCAAUAAAAUAUGGUUACAUUUCUUCUA
Messenger RNA from Oldenlandia corymbosa var. corymbosa, 1792 nucleotides. The record is from the annotation of a GenBank genome assembly. Lineage: Eukaryota; Viridiplantae; Streptophyta; Magnoliopsida; Gentianales; Rubiaceae.